Messenger RNA from Chara braunii, 792 nucleotides. The record is from the annotation of a GenBank genome assembly. Lineage: Eukaryota; Viridiplantae; Streptophyta; Charophyceae; Charales; Characeae.
UCGUGAUCUGCGCUUUCUGCUGGGAGAUCGGCUUGCAUCCGUUGAAAUAAUAAUACCAACAAUUGUAUCUACAACGCUGCUUUCCACAUCAGAAGCAGCGGCGACAUCAACACUGGCGAUAUCAACGACAACAUCAUGCGAUCAACUGGAGGAGCGGCGGAGAGGUGGCGAGAGGGAUGCGAUGGCGACAACGACGACAAGGACGACGGCUUGAAGGGAAGCUCCGAGGACAACAACGACAAUAACAACAACAGCGACAAUGACAACAACAACAACAGUGACAACGACAACAAUGAUAACAACAGCAACAACAACAACAACAACGACGAUGGUAACAACAACGACGAUAGAGACGACAACAACAACAACGACAACAUGAACAACAACAACAACAACAACAACAACAAGAAGCAGUCCCAGAAUACCAAACACAUUGUUCAUGGUCUCAAAGGGAUUGACAACAACAAAGAUGCUGUUGGGAGCGGUGGAGAUGCUGAUAAUAACAGCACAAAUAAUAUUGAUGAUAACGAUAACGACGGCUAUGGCUGGGAUGAUAUGGAUGAUAUGAUGACUAAUCGGGGUUGUAGUGGAAUGAUCGGUGUUGUUAGUUGGCAGCGGAGGGGCGUGGGUUAGUUGGUGGUGAAUGGUCUUGCCCGGCCUGCAAUUCCAAUCAGGAUGGGAGGUGGUUAGUUUAGGUUUUCCUGACAUCGCAGUUGUGUGUCUAAGGAUAACGUACGGACUGGAAGAGCAGUUAAUCCCCUCUUAGGAGGGCAAUCAAUGUUGCUUUUCACU